AUGGCUAGCAUAAAAUCACACUUGGAGUUGUGGUUGAUGGACACUGCUAGAACGAGAGGUUUUAGUGAAUCCCAGCUCAAGGAAUUGUCCCAGUGGUUGUCUGGAUCCAAGAAGGUUACACAGCAAUAUUCAACUCUUAGUGAAAGAUAUCAGAGUCUUAUAGCAGCUGAUAAUUUACAAUAUGAUAAACAUCAAUAUGAAGUAGUUACUCAAUUAGAACAAUUACAACAUGAUUUAAAGAACUAUGCACCAACGCCAUCAUCAACUCAAUCUAAUAUUCUUCAAAAGGUUUUUGGUUCUAGGUCUCAGGAAAAACCCAAACAAAUUAAAGGUGUUUAUAUGUAUGGUUCUGUAGGUAGUGGUAAGACAAUGCUGAUGGAUAUGUUUUAUGAGUUAGUCCCUCUCGUUGAAAAACAACGAAUUCAUUUCAAUGCAUUUAUGUUAAGAGUUCAUGAUAGGAUUCAUAAUUUUAAAAUGAAUUUACCAAAACCUUCUGGACGUGAGAAACCCCAUGCUUAUGAUCCUAUUGGACCAGUAGCAAGAGAUAUUGCUCGACAAGUACAGCUAUUGUGCUUUGAUGAAUUUCAAGUGACAGAUAUUGCUGCUGCUAUGAUCUUAAAAAGAUUGUUUACAGCAUUAUUUGAAGAUGGUGUGGUUGUCGUGGCAACAUCCAAUCGACCACCAGAAGAUCUUUAUAAACAUGGUCUGCAAAGAGGUAAUUUCCCAUUUAUUGAUAUAUUAAAACAACAUUGUCAUGUGAUCAAACUAGACUCAGGUAUUGACUAUAGGCAGUCAAUACUAGCAACAGCUGGAGGUGUAUAUUUGACGUACGUUGAUGACAUUAACACCUUUUUUCUUCAAGACAUUCCUCGUAUGACUUACAUGAUGAGACCUCAAGCUCGACGCUUUAUCACCCUCGUUGAUACCUUUCGGAUGCUGAGUCGCAUAGUCUCUUCACACAGAGAGGAAGAGAUGUUUGCAUUUGAUAGAGCAAUCUCUAGAUUAGUCGAAAUGCAAAGUGAGGAUUAUUGGAAUGCUGAUAUAAUAUGA
Gigantopelta aegis is the source of this 1050-nucleotide messenger RNA. RefSeq names its product AFG1-like ATPase. Gene Ontology annotation, cellular component: mitochondrion; cytoplasm. Gene Ontology annotation, molecular function: ATP hydrolysis activity; ATP binding. The record is from RefSeq and is a predicted model, not a curated record. Lineage: Eukaryota; Metazoa; Mollusca; Gastropoda; Neomphalida; Peltospiridae.